CUCGUUGCGCGCGCGUGCCUCCGGUCUAGAGCGCGCCGCUGUCCGGUGCAGCAUCAGCAGUACGUGAAGACUGAGAACAGCAGGUGCGUCCGGGACAGACAGGCGGCGGGUUUAGCUAAAGCUCACGUAUACUCCAUGCUUAUAGUAUAGACCCGCUUCUCUUCCCGACGGGGGCUCCUUCUCGCUGCUGUUACGCAGGAGGAGAACGGAGCAGGACCAGUCCUGUCCAUGGCCAAUGCACCAACUUGUUGAGGCUGCCGCUUCAUUUUAAUCCGGUCACUCAAGAAUAUGAAGAUGCCACAUUCUGUCGACUCCCUCCCUACGGACACUUUCACCUUCUCUACCAGCCCCACUGAGCCAUACCCAGCAGACAGCUUCAUCACCAGGAUCAGUAAUAGCAGCGCCAUCAGCAGCUCAGGCAUCCUUCGCUGCACCUACAAGGAAGACUUUAAACGGAUUUUACUCCCCUCUGUGUACAUCUUUGUUUUCCUGCUCGGCCUUCCUCUCAAUGCUGCUGUCAUCCAGAAGAUAUGGAGGAAGAGGCCCACUCUGUCCAGUAGCAACAUCUAUAUGCUCAACUUGGCCAUAGCUGACUUGUUGUAUGUGAUGUCACUUCCCCUGCUUAUCUACAACUAUGCCAGUCAUGACUACUGGCCUUUUGGGGAGUUUGCCUGUAAACUGAUCAGGUUUCAGUUUUAUAGUAAUCUGCACGGAAGCAUCCUCUUCCUCACCUGCAUCAGCGUGCAGCGUUUUCUGGGCAUUUGCUAUCCUUUAGCGAUAUGGUACAAGCACGGUGGUCACAGGAUGACAUGGUUUAUCUGUGGAGGGGUUUGGGUGGUGGUCGCUAUCCUGUGUGCACCAACUUUUCACUUUGCAGCAACAGGAAUUCAGCGUAACCGCACAGUGUGUUACGACUUGAGCACACCGAAGCAUUCAGUAGACUACUAUCCUUAUGGCAUGGCUCUGACCUGCCUUGGCUUUUUGUUGCCUUUUAUAGGUGUGAUGGUGUGCUACUGUCGGAUGGCCCAAAUCCUCUGCCGCCCAGUGUCCUACCAGGGGGUCUCCAUGGCGACAGGGGAGAAACGGGACAAAGCAGUGAGGAUGAUCAUUGUUGUGGCAGCAGUGUUCUGCAUAAGUUUCCUGCCAUUUCACCUCACCAAGACCAUGUACCUAGUGAUACGUAGUUUGCCUGGUGUGCCGUGUCAGGUGAGAAACCUGUUUUCAAUCAUCUAUAAGAGCACCAGGCCGUUUGCCAGCAUGAACAGCUUUCUGGAUCCUAUUCUGUUUUACUUCACCCAGCCACGAUACCGCCGGAGCACCAGGAGGUUUGUGCUCAGAGUCACCACUCUGAGGCACAAGGGCACCAGCGUGUGAACAGACAGUAGAUCAUACACUGCCACAGUACAACAGCAGUGGAUCUAGGAUGGUGUGAACUGCCACAUGUAUGGGUUGAGUUUUUCUUGCUUUCCUCAUCUUACUGUACUUCUGUUGGAGGCAGUUUUUCAUGUUUUAACCCACUACUCACUGCAACAAAGAACUACGCUUUAAAGAGAUUUAGAGGCACCGGCAUGUCAAGAAGCCUUCUCAAGUGAAACAUGAAGGUUGUAAUCAUCCAUUCAUCCAUUAUCUAUACUGCUUAUCCUGAAUAGGGUCGCCGUGUGGGGCUGGAGCCAAACCUAGCUGACACUGGGCGGAGGUGGGGUACACCCUGGACAGGUCGCCAGUCUAUCACAUGGCUGACAGUACAGACAGACAUCCACAUACACACUCACUCCUUCGGGCAAUUUAGAAUCAUCAGCCAACCUAAGAUGCAUGUCUGCAUGUGGGAGGAA
Messenger RNA from Monopterus albus (swamp eel), 1832 nucleotides. RefSeq names its product pyrimidinergic receptor P2Y6 (gene p2ry6). Gene Ontology annotation, molecular function: G protein-coupled UTP receptor activity; G protein-coupled ADP receptor activity; G protein-coupled UDP receptor activity. The coding region runs from base 289 to 1374 and encodes 361 amino acids. Gene Ontology annotation, biological process: cellular response to pyrimidine ribonucleotide; phospholipase C-activating G protein-coupled receptor signaling pathway. The record is from RefSeq and is a predicted model, not a curated record. Gene Ontology annotation, cellular component: plasma membrane. Lineage: Eukaryota; Metazoa; Chordata; Actinopteri; Synbranchiformes; Synbranchidae. The transcript is spliced from 3 exons.